UUUAUCGUGACCAUUAUUUCGCCUGUAGAUCAUUACUGAGGAAUACUAUUCGAAUCUUCACCACACCUCUCAUUUUAAUACGGUACAACAUCUUCACCAUCCUGUGACCUUUCGAGAGAAAUAGAUGCAUUAAACUCAAAUGAAUGCAUCGAAAAAAAUGUGUAAUAGUUUGAGGGGAAGACAAACUAAUGAAUAUUACAUUCAUCUUUAGCGGUAAUCCACUAUAUAUAAAUCAGGUGCUCGAUACAAGGAUUACAUUUAGUUUUCUAGUGACCGUAGGAAUUCAACGAUGAUCUCUUUGGUGGUUCUAUUAAGCAUAACUGGCCUUGCGUUAGGACAAUAUCGACCAGUUCCAUCAAGUCCUGGACAAAUAGUGAGGAUUAUCAGUCAAACACAAGAUGGCCCAAAUCCCGAUGGAUCUUACUCUUGGAGUUAUGAAGCAGAAAACGGCAUAUCAGCGAGAGAACAGGGCCGUCAAAAAGCUGCUGAACUAAUGGAAGCACAGGGCGAGUUCAAAUUCACCGCACUCGAUGGUACUCCAAUACAGCUCACCUACAUUGCCAACGAGAAUGGAUUUCAACCUCAAGGAGCCCAUUUACCAACCCCACCUCCAAUUCCAGAUGCCAUUUUGAGGUCUCUUGAGUACAAUGCCGCUCACCCCGAAGAAGAACAAGAAAGGCCAUUCCGCCGACCAUAAGUCAUUGUUCUCAAUGUUUAAUUUUCCUGUUGUUACGGUAUAAUGAUACUUCUGAAUGUGAUUUUAUGUAAUAUAGCAUUGCGAUUUGUAUAUAAGUUUCGUAUCGGAAAUAUGAUGUGCAUUUGAAAAUAAUAGUGAU
Phaedon cochleariae (mustard beetle) is the source of this 836-nucleotide messenger RNA. Lineage: Eukaryota; Metazoa; Arthropoda; Insecta; Coleoptera; Chrysomelidae. The record is from the annotation of a GenBank genome assembly.